Messenger RNA from Entamoeba invadens IP1, 5247 nucleotides. RefSeq lists its product as hypothetical. The transcript has 2 exons. Bases 1 to 5247 code for a protein of 1748 amino acids. Lineage: Eukaryota; Evosea; Mastigamoebida; Endamoebidae. The record is from RefSeq and is a predicted model, not a curated record. Gene Ontology annotation, cellular component: trans-Golgi network.
AUGCAUCACAAAAGAGAGAAAGACCAAAACUCCGUAAAAAAGAAAAAUUUGGAAAAAAUUCAAAUGCCCCGAAUUUUUCCACAAAUAACAAGUAAUCGUUUAUUAAUAAAAAAACAAUUUGAGACGAUCAACAAACAUCAGGAUAGACAGAUCAUUUUUGAUUCGAAUAAAGAAGUUCUUGAGAUGGCUUCCCUGUACGAUUGUUUAUAUAGUAGAAGAGACGUCUAUAUUUUAUAUUUAACAGAAGAAGGGGAUAUAUUCGGUUCUUAUCAUUCAAAAUUUAUAGCACGAUCAAUAAUUGAAAAACAAGAAAAGUACAUUCACAGUGAUCCAGAGAUGUACUUGUUUUCUCUUCAAAAAGAAAAUGGAACAGUACGAGAAACGCUCAAAGACCAGAUUCUGACGCACCCCAAAGAGCGAGAACGCGAGUUUUACGACCACUUGCUUCAACUUAGUCGGACGUUUACAAGCGAGUGUUUAGAUAAUUUCCAUCACUUUUGCGAACGAUAUUUAAAGGGAGUUACUCAUUUAUUGGUCCCAUCGUAUUGCAUCGACUUUUUGUUAUCAAACAUGGCGAAAAACUGCUCAACUAUUUUAUCGAUUUUUCAAUUGUUUGCCACACAGCGCGACUCACGAAAGAGAAUGUUAUACCUUCGCCUCCCAUCAAUACUGAUGCAAACGAAGUCGAACAAAUCAAUGAAUUUACUGAGUCUUCUGUUGUCACCAACGUCGUCGUUUAACAUCUACAAACCGUCAUCAAAUGCACCUGUUUGCGACCCAUUGUUUACAAAGGAAUUAAUGACACUCUGCCCGACGUACAUCUACCCACAAUCAAUGUCAUCGGAUAAAUUACUGGAAGCUACGUAUCACUCGUGGAGGUACAUCUCACUCACUGGAAAUUCUUCACUGAUUCCACCUGUCGAUUCGAUACCAACCGAUACCGUCGUUGUCAACGAACAGGCACUGAUCAAACAGUUGUACGAAAUUACUAAAGAACGAGCAAUACAGCCCAUCACUAAUGUCAUCCACGUGCUUUAUUCGUUUGACGGGGUGGUGUUGAUGAGAGACAAGUUGCUUGUGCAAACGAUCAGAAUGGUGUUAACUGUGUAUGAAAAAGACGAGGAAGUUGUUGCAGCUUGUGUGGAAGCAUUACGACUGUCAUCCAUCGACUAUCAUUGUGUCGUCACAAUGCUCUUCGAAGGGUUUUUGGACUUUUUUAAGAAGUUUUUAGUUGAUUAUAAGAGUAACGAAGGUAUUAUAAAGGACGUUGUGCGAGUUAUAGUUGCGAUGUGUGGGACAAAUGGAUUAGUUUCUGAAGUGUCGAAGUCUGGAAUACUUGAAGUGUUGUUCUCUGAGAGUCGUCCUGGCGUCGAGAGGGACAUGUUAAUCAUUGGAUUCCAAUGUAUUCAAGGUGGUGUGAUGACUGGCGACGUGAUUGAUGAGACGAUUGCGUUUGACAACACCAUCGCGGAUGUCAUAUUACCGGUCUAUGCAUUGAUUGUGAAAGGAGGGAAAUAUAACAAGAUUGAGGAACUCAAAACCCUAGUGAAAGGAAUUGUUGAAGGGAGUAAAGAGAAGGUUGGUGAUCAGCUAGAAGCUGCAUUAUAUUUCAUGUACACGACUGCUAUAAACCCAGACUUUAUUAAGACUGAGGAGAUCAAGAAAUGUGAGAAUUCAGUUGAUUACAACAUUAAGAAGUAUGCCAUUGAAAUAUUGAAUAACAAUCAAAAUACAGUGAGUGUGGGUAAUGUAUUACAAAUUCCAAUAGAAAUUGAAGACUCGAAUGUUUUACUCUGUUUAAGUGUGUUCUCGUACAUUUCAAAUGUGUUGAUAACAGGAGUCGAGCCAAAUAAAUUGAGUCAAACCUUUUUGAAUAUAUUAGACACCUUCCCAAUUGCUAUCUUUAAAAACACGGAAAUUGAGAUAUCAAAGAAGUACAUUGCGGCGACAUAUUUAAUCACAUUCAUCAUUGGGGUCUUAGGGAAAUAUGCUCAACCAGAGGACUCCGAAUUGAUAGAAGACUGCUAUUCAAAGCUGUUAGCUGUGGUUGAGUCCAAUCAAAUAUUUGUGGAGCUGUGGUAUGAGCAACAUGGCAAUGAUCUUUUAGACGCGGUUGUACCCAAGUACUCCAGUCUUAAAUUGAUGAACGAAGUGUUUAAAACGAAGGAAGUCCGACUUUCGUAUGUUCAACCGAAAAAUGACAAACCGCCAAUUUCACAACGAUUAGAAGAGUUCAUGAAAAGCAGUGGAAGCAACGACGAGAUGAAGUGGGUAUUGAAUUGUCUUGAAAAGAUCAUGUUAGACAUCACACAUAGUCAGUUGAACCAUAUUGCGAUAGCCGUGAUGCAGAAAACAGAGACGAUAGUUGGUGAGGAGAAAGACCCUCAAUUUGUCAUCUCCGUUCUGAAAUUUUUGAAGAAAGCUGUUGACGAGAGCUCGUUGGUAUGUACUCCAAAUUUUGUGAGGAGAAUCAUUGAACGACUAAAUGUCGAGGAAGACGACGUAGUGAAGAGAUUUAUAUACGAUUUGUGUGGAUCGAUAGCAAACACUUGUCCCAAGAGUUUGGGCGAUAUUUCACUGAAGACCAAAUUGCGACUGACGAUGAGUAAAAGCACUGUACUGAGCGAUCAAGAGUUGUACAUGUCGAUGACGCGAUGUUUGGCGGCGUUGAGUAAAAUCGAGAAGACGAGUUACAACCCUCGACUGAUGAAAAACACACGAGAAGAGUUAAUGAGAGAGAAGGAUGACCAACAGGUGUAUGGGUUUGACAAUGUUGAUAAACCGACGAUAUUAAUAGUCCCCGUUGGAGAGAUGAGUGAUUAUUUCUUCUUAGAAGUAGUCUCGACGAUUUGGUUUAAUGAGAGGGCGUAUCGUGAAAUGGAGAACUCUGAAACGUUUUCAUUUCUGUAUGAAAAGACAACUUGGGAAUUAUUUAAGAAAGAGGCAAGUAACAUUCUCUUCCCACAAAUUAUAUUUGGUGUAUUAGACUGCAGUGGAUUGAAUGAUAAAAAGAUCAUUCAAUAUGUGAUGGACUUCAAAGAGUCUUCAGAAAAGCGAUACGAAGAGUCCUGUGGCAAUUUGGUGUUACUCUUCAACUUAUCAAUGGCUUCAGACAUUUAUAUGGGGAAGAUCCCACCUUUGGUUAAAGAUAUUGUCUUCACUGUCGACUCCCUUGCAAUUGGGUCAACGAACUCCAUUCACGCAUUCGCACGAGAACAUGUUGGGACGUUCUGUGAUAAGUCGUCUCAUUUAAUCCAACGGUACAACCCAAUUUUCAAGAAUAAAGUGCCACCGAUCUCUUACUUGAGAUGCGCAAUGGCAAAUUUGUAUCGAAAGAAUUAUGACAACGCUUAUAACAUGUUCUCUGAUGGUAUUAAGGCAUAUAAAAAUGCUCAAAAUUUCAAUGGCAAGUUAUAUAACAGAAGUGUCAUUGGAUUGUGUGUGUCUAUAUUACUGGAUCCAUCAAAGAGAAACUUGGCGUCAUACACUAAGGAGUGGGAAGAGACCAUCAAAGACUCUGUGAAGUUCAUAGAUGGCCAGAAUAUAGGACAUUACUACUGCAAAGAACUCUUGUUUUUCCAAACACAAUUCUACAUCAAAGCGAAAAACAAAGAGCGAAUGACGCAACUGAUUGAGGAAAUCGACUCAAAACACCACGAAAAGAUCUCGUGCCCAGAAGACGUCUUUUCCGCCUUGGUGUUCGACCAUUUGUUAAAGCAGAUGCAUAUGAACCACCACAGACAACACGUGUUGUAUGCAAUUUCUGCGUAUAAGACAACAACAAAGUCUUUUGAGAUGUAUUGCAUAGAAGAACUGUCCGAGUUACUUGGUGUCAAAGAUUUGGAGUUACUGGACCAAGAAUUUAUCGAUCAGAACACACGCCCACAUGCAGUGAUGCAACGGAAAGUGCAAUGGUCGACGUUGCGAGCUUAUGUCAUGAUGAAGAAGGUGAUGAUGCGGGAUGUCUACGACGAGAACAUGGCCGUCAUCUUAUUACGACUGUUAGUCUACUUCCACGAACAUGUGAGUGAUCGAGACCAAAUUGAAAGUUUGAAUCGUCUUCAUUUAAUUUCACAGUCCUUAGGGAAACCCGUCUUUAUUGGGCCAAAUAUGCCAUCACUUCCUAUUGUAGAAAGUGUUACUAUCACGCCGAUACAAGAGAAUGAACAAAUAGUGGGGAGAGUGAAGGGUAAGAGUGUCUUCAUCUUCGACCCAUCACUUCCACGCAAUGUGUUUACUGCUUGGAGUGCCAAUGAAACUGCGUAUGUAACUAUUAAGAUGCGAAAUCCGUUAUAUCCGAUGUUACAAGUCGACAAUAUUAUGCCGUGGUGCGAAGGUGUAGAUAUAGAGACGCACUUCAAAUGUGUCGAUAUCGCACAGAGCAAUACCACUGUCUUUAACUACGCUAUUCGUCCGAAGCAUGCGGGGGUUCUGAAGAUCUAUGGACUCGACUUUGACUGCUGUUCAAUGCAUUUCAGAACAGUCCCUGCCAAUUUUAGAGGAAAGAAAGACUUGACGCCAUGUUGUGUGAUUCCCGUGGUGAAUAGUGUCCCACGACUCCAACCAGCUCCAGGAACAUUCUUGUCUAAAGCUAUUGCCCUUUUUCCUGGUCAGACGAAUGAGAGUAAAUUGGAGUUUGUCAACGACGGCGAGCUAGCUGUCGAUUGGGUUGAGUUCCGUAUUAAAGAUGACGACUCGACUAAAUUGACUGAAGUUACUAUUCCAAAGCCUUUGCAAUCUAUUUUACCUAUUCUUCCGAAUCAACGCGUCGAAAUACCACUUGCUAUAUCUGCGAGAGGAGAAGUGUCGAAGAUCGAUAUUGAAAUUAACUUUGCGACGACACGAACAGCGCGAUUUGGAAGGAAAUUCUCAGUUCCUAUUCGCGUGAUAGUCAGUGUAGGUCUCCUUAUCGAUAAAUGGGAGAUCAUUCCAAUAGAAGAAGUGUUACUUGUCUCAUGUGUAGUGUAUAACCCGUCCGCAUUCUCUUUCACUGUUAAAAUCAUUCCGACGACGAAUUGGAUUGUCGACGACUUCUUUGUUCAAGAGCGGAGAGAGACGUUUUCCGAGAGUCAAAGCCGAAGAAGACUUAUCGUAUGUGUGAAAAAGCCUUCAUUCAUGUUAACCACAAAGAAUGCGGCGAAAUGGAUCAACGAAGCGAUUGCGAUCAAGUGGACGUCAUCGUCUGGAUGCGAUGGAACGAUUUCUAUGGCGGAAUCUGAAAAGGUCGAAUUGAAUACAUCUAAUUAA